Messenger RNA from Scomber japonicus (chub mackerel), 1848 nucleotides. Its product is annotated as segment polarity protein dishevelled homolog DVL-3-like. Gene Ontology annotation, biological process: canonical Wnt signaling pathway; intracellular signal transduction. The coding region runs from base 1 to 1848 and encodes 615 amino acids. The record is from RefSeq and is a predicted model, not a curated record. Gene Ontology annotation, molecular function: frizzled binding. Gene Ontology annotation, cellular component: cytosol. NCBI's taxonomy places the organism in Eukaryota, Metazoa, Chordata, Actinopteri, Scombriformes, Scombridae. The transcript has 15 exons.
AUGUCUGAGGAGACCCGGGUCAUCUACUACCUGGAGGACCAGGAGACCCCCUACCUGAUCCGGGUCGGCGUGCCCGCGCAGCGCGUCACCCUGCUGGACUUUAAGCUCGCGCUGAACAAACAGAACCUCAAAUUCUUCUUCAAGUCCGAGGACGCGGACUUCGGGGUCGUUAAAGAGGAGAUCAGUGAUGAUGAUGCAAGGCUGCCCUGUGUGAACGGACGAGCCGUCUGCUGGCUCGUCUCUUCAGAUUCGUGUCAGCCGGAUUUUAAAGGUGCAGAUAUUCAGUCUGUAGCCACGCCCACCAGCCUGGCCCCGCCCCCUAUCGAGAGGACAGGUGGGAUCGGAGACUCCAGACCGCCGUCCUUCCAUGCUGCUGCCAUCAGCUGUCGUCAGAACGGACACGCCCACCAGCCUGUCAAUCAAAGUGGGGCGGGACCAACAGGUGACAGCUCGUCAAACCAGCAGAGCAGCGAAUUAGAGACGACGAGCUUCUGCUCCUCUGAGGAAGACUCAGGAGGAAGGUUCAGCCAAUCGACGGAGCAGAGCAGCUCCUCGCCGAGACUCGUCAGGCGACAACGCCGUCGCCAUCGGAAACCAAAAACCCAGCGGAUGGAGAGGUCUGUGUCUUUCAGCAGUGUCACUGACUCCACCAUGUCGCUCAACAUCAUCACAGUAACUCUGAAUUUGGAGAGGUUUAACUUCCUGGGGAUCAGCAUCGUUGGUCAGAGCAACGACCGAGGAGACGGAGGAAUUUAUAUCGGCUCCAUCAUGAAGGGCGGAGCGGUGGCAGCGGACGGACGCAUCGAGCCUGGAGACAUGCUGCUGCAGGUGAAUGACAUCAACUUUGAGAACAUGAGCAACGACGAUGCUGUUAGAGUCCUGAGAGAGAUCGUCCACAAACCUGGUCCGGUGACGUUGACGGUGGCUAAGUGUUGGGAUCCGAACCCUCGUGGUUGCUUCACUCUGCCCAGAAGUGAGCCGGUCCGUCCCAUCGACCCGGCUGCCUGGGUGUCUCACACCGCCGCCAUGACGGGGAGGCUCCCCCCACACUACGGUGUUAAUGAAGACAACCAGCUCACCAUCCACAGUGACAUGACAGCCGUUGUCAAGGCGAUGGCCAACCCCGAGUCAGGCCUGGAGGUCCGGGACCGGAUGUGGCUGAAGAUCACGAUCCCCAACGCUUUCAUCGGUUCAGACGUUGUCGACUGGCUGCACAGAAACAUCGAAGGUUUCAACGACCGUCGAGAAGCUCGUAAAUACGCCGGAAACCUGCUGAAGGCCGGUUACAUCCGCCACACCGUCAGCAAGGUUACCUUCUCUGAGCAGUGCUACUACGUGUUCGGAGACCUGUGUGGAGAGUUGGGCAUGAUGUCUCUGCUGGAUCACGACGGCGCCUCCAGUCGAGGAGGAGCAGCUGAGCUCGACCCGUUGGCUCCAGCGUCGGGCCCCCCGUGGCCCCCAGCAUUCCCCUACCAGUACCCCAUCCCUCACCCCUACAGCGCACCCCUCCCCCCGCUGCCGGCCUGGGGGGGGCGAGGGAGCCAGCACAGCGAAGGAAGUCGCAGCAGUGGAUCUAACUGCAGUGACGAGCAGAGGGCGGGAGGAAGAGGAGGACACAGCCAAUCGGAGCCGACCAUAGUGGAAGUCAACCCCUUCCCACCCCCCGCCGGUGACGACAGCACCGAACGCCCCCCCUCCUCCUCCUCCGGUCUCCAUGGUAACAAAGACUCGCCGUCGCCUCCUCCGGGUCAGGAUCUGUCCUCCGUCCCGGCCGAAGUCUCCGCCUCCCGUCAGUCCUUCCGCCUGGCGAUGGGAAACCCCGGAGACUUCUUCGUGGACGUCAUGUGA